UUAUUACUGAUGAGACCUGGCCUGGUAUUUACACACGCGAGUGCCAGCCAGCAGGCGACGUCCGUGGCCGAGUGCCGCCAUUAGCGAAGGAGUCCUGCUCAACGAAGCACACAUCGGGCGCAGCGUCCUGCAGGGUCCCUGACGCUGUAUCCUUCCUUCCCGAAGCUUCUUUCGAAAUGGCCCACAUCGUCGUCCUACUCCUGACGGCGCUGCUCUCCUCCGAGCUUGGCGGGGCAGCCGUCAUCGACUUGACUUGGAGUCUUAGGAAGGUGAGAGCGACGCGGGUUAACGGCACAACGACGGAGAAGCUCCAGUUGCCAUGGAAAAUGGAUUGCGCGGCCUCUGGGCUGAACCGGGACUGGUGCAACAUGUUCUGCUUCGAUGGGAUCACCUGUCAUCUGACCGACACCAUCUUGGUGGAUCCCUUUGAGGAAGAGGAUGAUGUCGGCACCAUAGACUGUUGGACUUCGCGCCGAAGGACCAGUCCCUGCCCGGUACCAUAUGAACAGGUACCGAACGUCGGCUGUGUCAACCUUCUGGAGAAGAACUACACAUGGUCUGACGCGCGAUCGGUAUGCCAGAAACGAGGGGGCGACCUGGCCACUCCAGUCAGCCUCCAUGCCCUCGCUGACUACAUGAUAGGGAUAGGAGUGACUGCCGAGUAUUGGGUGGGAGCGCUUAUCUCUUCAGGAUGGCUUGAUGGCCGUUCCAUUAACGCCAGUGACUUUGUAAGCUUUGAGCCUGAUUACACGGGAGACUGCGUAAGAAUGAAGCGAAGUUACAAUUACCUUUUGGGUGAUACCGAUUGCACCAACCCCAAGAGGGGCGUGUGUGAGUACUAACGGACGCUCACUUCUUUGAAUUAAGAGAAAAAAGGACCACCUGCAUCAAUAAUUAUCACUGUGACUGGAAGGUAGCAUAAUUCAUCAUAAGCAAGACUAGGAGGCAGUUUUCUUGCCAAAAGAAAGAAAGAAAGAAAGAAAGAAAGAAAGAAAAGCUUCAGUUGGCUAUAAACACAGAAUUUUGGUCGCUACACUUUUCUAGUUUACAGCAGAUGACCAUCUUUAUUUCCCUUCCUGUCAUUUGAAAGGGAACUAUCUAUAUUUUCUCUAUUCUUACCCAGUCUGAACGAUUGUAUGAACGACUGUCUGAACGAUUGUCGUUAUCGACACACACACUAUUCAGACAGUAUGAACGAUCUCUGCACCGAUUUCAGUCUGAACAAAUAUUUUGUCUCGGGAAGACACGGCAUCAUCUCUAGAGGAGACGCGCGCGACAGCAUUAUAUCGGCAGACAAACACAUACUACAUUGAACGACCUCUGUAUGACAGACUUAAGUAGCAAAACAGCAACCUGGUCUUGACAGAUUCCCACUGAGAUCGUUCAGACACGAAGCUCCUCCCACUUUUGCAUUCAGACAAGCCCAUACACAUGUUUUUGCGAACGAUACAGACAAUCGUUCAGUGUCUGGGGGCCUUAAGAAGACCACCAAUAGGAAUCAACGACAAUAGCCCACUGAAAAUGGAAAUAAUGGAGAGAGUAUUAAAUGGAUAAGAAAGACCUUAGAAGAGUAAACAAGAGAAAAGGAGAAACUAACGUCCCUGAAAGGAAUGAACAAGAAUCAACGCAUGAAAGAAGUCGGUACGGAGGAUAUUGGUAUUACGUUAAAACAGAUCGAAUAUGUUGGACCUGAAGGUUGCUUCAGAGGAAAACAAGCAGGACCAACUGUUCUCAUACACACUAAUUUAUUCUCGAGAUCUAAUCCUAAUCCCCUUUUGAUUCAGCAUGCAGGAGGAAAGGUGCUUACAAUAUAUUAGCAAUAACUUGUGGCGACCCAGACCACAUGUCAGUGGCUCAAGACCACACAGCAGCGAGCGUACUCACGAUGGCUGCCGACCUUGGUGGCAACAUUCGGGUGCGGCAGAAGUGCACGGUCCACACGAUAUAACAUUAGAGAUUAAAGUUACCUUAAAAAAAAAAUAACUGGUGGAAUUUACAAGACAAUGAAGGUUGGCUUUGUGGUUAUGGCAGGAGAAGGAUCAAGGGGUUAAUCCAGCCUUCAUUACAUAAAUUAGCGAGAAAACUAUAUAACUAAUUAUGACUUCAGUUGGAAAUUCAACAAGAGCUAUCACUAAAAGGAACCAUUAUGUAAUAGUGCGUUUGUCUUGUCUACAAGAAAGUCUAAUGUCUAUUAAACAUCAACAAUUGAUUGACCAGAAAUUAUAAUGACAUGGAACAAGAAAGAUUCUGAAUUUGUAUAUAAAUAAGUAAAACGGUCUCUGCUUCAUUGUGUCCAUUUCCUACCUCGACCGCCUUGUCCAAUUAACGGUUCAACACGUGAGCACUUUUCAAAAUUUGCUGAACUAAGACUUUAAAACAAUCUGAUACUAUGACUUCAGUGAUUUUCAUAUCCUAAAUUGUGUGAAAAUGAUAGCGAGGGUCAAUGAACCACAUCGAUUUGAGGAUGACCCUCUUACAUCACUCAGUUUGGUUCUUUCCAUGAUAAUCUUAAGUAUGACUUUCUGUGGUCCUGUUAGCAUAGAGAUGUAUAAAUUAUUAACUAUUGUACAGUUUUAGGUAUGUUAACACUGCAAUAUAAAAACACCGUAUCGUGCUAUUAAGAAAUCAAUAGAAGGAUCAACAGUAAUAUUCUUACCGUAUCGUGGUUUUAAGAAAUCAAUAGAAGGAUCCACAGUAAUAUUCUUGUUU
Molecule: messenger RNA, 2709 nt
Organism: Macrobrachium nipponense
Lineage: Eukaryota; Metazoa; Arthropoda; Malacostraca; Decapoda; Palaemonidae
Exons: 3
Coding region: 177-842 (221 amino acids)
Source: RefSeq, a predicted model, not a curated record